AUGGCAACCAGCGGCGAAUUCAAGCGACUGGUGCUCAAGCAAUUCCCAGUGGCAAAUGAAGUUGAAUCAGCCGAGCACUUGUAUUGGAAAAAAUUUUAUGCUCCGCAAGAAUUUCAGCAAGUUGGCCCUGUUACGCAUAUUGACGUGUCGCCCGUGGCGCCGCACCAAGUAGCUAUCACGUCUUCAACUCGCAUUCACCUUUACAGCACCACGACAAACGAGAUCGUGAAAACAUUUAGCCGCUUUCGAGACGUCGUAUAUUCUGGAACGUUUCGCUCGGAUGGUAAACUAUUAGUUGCCGGCGGUGAAUUUCCGCUCGUACAGGUGCUGGACAUAAAUACGCGUGCCAUUUUGCGCUCCUUUAAGGGUCACACAGCUGCAGUUCGUAGCACCCGAUUCUCAACCGACAACGUCCAUGUGCUUUCAUGCUCGGAUGAUAAAACUGCUCGGUACUGGGACCUGCCCACUGGUAAACCUCUGACUCUGCUAGGAGAACACUCAGACUAUGUGCGCUCAUCAGCUAUAAGUCCGUCGUCCCACAAUGUCUGGGCUACGGGUUCGUACGACCAUACGGUGAAGCUGUGGGACUUGCGCACGUCGGACCAAACAGUGUCCAAGAGUAUCAUAUGUCUGGAUCACGGUGCUCCAGUCGAGGCGUGCAUGAUCAUGCCGGGUGGUAGUCUGCUACUCUCGGCCGGUGGUAACGUAAUUAAAGUUUGGGAUAUUCUUAGUGGCGGACGAAUGCUGCAUUCCUUGUCAAGCCACCAGAAAACCAUCACUAGCCUAAGUUUGGACGGAACGAGUACGCGCUUGAUGUCGGGCUCGCUGGAUGGGCACCUAAAGAUUUACGAUGUGAAGACAUACGAGCUUACACAUGGAUUUAAGUACAAAAGUGGUGUGCUCUCCUUCGGCAUGUUACCAACCAACUCACACCUGCUUGCUGGCACGGUGGAUGGUAUCCUCGCUGUGCGUCGUCGCACCGUCAGACGGGUCGAGCAGAAUGACAUAACGACUCGUCAGGCUAUCAUUCGUGGUGGAAGCUAUAAGUAUUUUUUGCGCGGCAAGAACUCCAAGCCGACUGCUGCAGAUUACACGGUGGCCACUUCUCGUCAUAAGCGGAUACAGCCGUACGAUCGCGCUUUGCGAAAAUUUGAGUACAAGAAAGCGCUAAACGAGGCGCUGGACACUCGUUCGCCUGUCGUUGUAGCUAGCAUACUCGAAGAGCUUCGCUUGCGUGUUGGAUUGAAGCGUGCGCUUGGAGGACGCGAUGAGGAAUCCCUCGAGCCUUUGCUGGCUUUUUUAAUCAAAUAUGUGACUGAUCCGAAGUAUGCAUCACUGCUGAUUCACGUGUGCACAAUUGUGUGCGACUUGUACGCACCGAAGCUUAGCCAGUCAAUGCUCAUUGACGGCUUGUUUGUAAAGCUUUGUGAAAAGCUUAAGGAGGAGGUACGCGUACAGAAGCAGGUGUUAAGCAUGGUGGGAAUGAUGGAUUCACUCAUGGCUGCUCAGUCCGACGGGACUGUUUGUGUGAAUGCCAGCGGUUAG
This is a messenger RNA of Plasmopara halstedii, 1545 nucleotides long. Its product is annotated as u3 small nucleolar rna-associated. Gene Ontology annotation, biological process: rRNA processing; positive regulation of transcription by RNA polymerase I. The record is from RefSeq and is a predicted model, not a curated record. Gene Ontology annotation, cellular component: nucleolus. Lineage: Eukaryota; Oomycota; Peronosporomycetes; Peronosporales; Peronosporaceae. The transcript has a single exon. The coding region runs from base 1 to 1545 and encodes 514 amino acids. Gene Ontology annotation, molecular function: protein binding.